GUAUAAUAUCGCAUCACUUUUCUCGCUAACUGACUACGAGACAGUCGCGCUCGCAGUACUACAGUAUUCAAGUGUGUUUUUAAUCGUUCGUUGCGUGCAACAUGCCACCCAAGACUAGCGGUAAGGCCGCCAAGAAAUCCGGCAAGGCGCAAAAGAACAUCUCCAAGUCCGACAAAAAGAAGAAGAAGCACAAGAGGAAGGAGAGCUACGCCAUCUACAUCUACAAAGUGCUCAAGCAGGUCCACCCAGACACCGGCAUCUCCAGCAAGGCCAUGUCCAUCAUGAACUCCUUCGUGAACGACAUAUUCGAACGCAUCGCCGCCGAAGCUUCUCGUCUGGCCCACUACAACAAGAGGUCGACUAUAACCUCCAGGGAGGUGCAGACGUCCGUGAGGCUGUUGCUGCCCGGGGAGCUGGCCAAGCACGCAGUCAGCGAAGGCACAAAGGCCGUCACCAAGUACACCAGUUCUAAGUGAGGACCCGGUGUGGACGUUGUCUAGUCUCGUCGCUUCGCUACAAUUGAUAAAAUUGAUAAUAAAAGGCCCUUUUCAGGGCCACAAAAACAUUCCUUCAUAUAAUAUUA
This is a messenger RNA of Bicyclus anynana (squinting bush brown), 583 nucleotides long. Its product is annotated as histone H2B. Gene Ontology annotation, molecular function: structural constituent of chromatin; protein heterodimerization activity; DNA binding. The record is from RefSeq and is a predicted model, not a curated record. The transcript has a single exon. The coding region runs from base 102 to 476 and encodes 124 amino acids. Gene Ontology annotation, cellular component: nucleosome. NCBI's taxonomy places the organism in Eukaryota, Metazoa, Arthropoda, Insecta, Lepidoptera, Nymphalidae.